Messenger RNA from Centropristis striata (black sea bass), 1082 nucleotides. RefSeq names its product small integral membrane protein 10-like protein 2A. The coding region runs from base 156 to 356 and encodes 66 amino acids. NCBI's taxonomy places the organism in Eukaryota, Metazoa, Chordata, Actinopteri, Perciformes, Serranidae. The transcript is spliced from 2 exons. The record is from RefSeq and is a predicted model, not a curated record.
AAGCUGUCGGGGUGGAGCAGCAGCAGUAAAAAUGGAGCUCAGUCACAGAUAGAAACAUGACCUGUCACUCACCAGUCAUCCUGCCGCCUCACUAACGGCCACAGUAACCUUGGUAACGGCCGCCUCACUAACCGUCACAGUAACCUUAGUAACGGAUGGCGGGUCUGUCCUACCUGGUGCUCCGGUUCUCGGGCUCCGCCGGUCGGACCUACGGAGUCUUCUCCAAGGGACUCACCAGGACUUUGUUGAUAUUCUUUGAUCUGGCAUGGCGACUGAGAAUCAGAUUCCCUUACAUCUACCUGGUGGCGUCCAUGAUGUUUAAUGUCAGACUACAGGUCCACAUUGAAAUCCACUGAGUCCUCAAUGCCUGUGUCUGGACUUAAAUCACUAAAUAGUGGGCAACGCCAUGUUUCAGCCCUUUAAGAGAAACUGUCUGCCACUGCACAGCGAUGUGGAGGACGAUUAAUUCUGUGUGACGAUGCAUCAAAGUGACACGACGGCUGCUUGUUGUUGUCACACGAGCCCAGUGAUCCCAGUGGUCCCAGUGAUCCCAGUGCCUUCGGAGCGGGAGGACGCCAGCGACGUCUGCAAAAAAUGAGCCGAGGUGAGGACGGAGGGGGCCAAAAUGUCUCACAUUCGCCCUUUUAACUCGCCACCUGAGACCCGUGAGCCGCUCGUCCUGUCCGUGCAGACUGAGGCGGGCGGCGGCUGCGUUCUGAUGCUGCCUUUUCUCUCUGGAUGUGGAGGUUUUUGGCGUGGACUUGAAAACAGAAACAGAUGAUUGUGACUGUGUGGUACUUUGUAGCUUCUCUUCAUUGUCUGACAUGUAUGUUUGUUUAUUAGGGUGCGUAGUGUCAACAUCUCACUUUAAUUUAAAGAGUUAAAUAUCUGCACCGCAUGACACAAACGAGCAUGUUUUCUGUCCUCGGUGGCUCGGUCACUUUAUUCGUGGCUCGCUGUUUAAAGCGGUACGUUAAACACAGAUACAGCUGCUGCUACUGGAAAUGUAAAGUCUGUUACUGAGUGCAGUCAAAGGGAAUCACUGCAUGUCUUCUUUGUGUUCUCACACACACACACACACA